AUGUAUAACUCUCACAUAGGCACUCCUAGACAACCAACAAAUGUAGAGUGUGGCUAUUACGUGAUGCGUUUCAUGAGAGAUAUAAUUCAUGAUCAAGGCCUAGCAUUUGAGAAGAAGUUUGACAAGAAAAAGGAACCAGUUGAGUAUACACAAGAACAUAUUGAUGAAGUCAGGCUGGAAUGGCAGAAUUCGUGA
Prunus armeniaca (apricot) is the source of this 195-nucleotide messenger RNA. The record is from the annotation of a GenBank genome assembly. NCBI's taxonomy places the organism in Eukaryota, Viridiplantae, Streptophyta, Magnoliopsida, Rosales, Rosaceae.